UGCACACAACAAGAAAUGAACGAAUCGGACGUCACUCAGUACUCAAUAUUCAAUGUUUCAAUGCAGGCGCGCCUAAUUAACAAGAUGGACCUGACGCGCGCCAGUCGAGAAGGAAGCAGUCAACAAGGCACUGGGAAGACUGGCGACUGUGAGACAGCGGCGAAAAUAUCAUCCGAGUCAAGUACAAUCAGAUCGAGCGGCGUACCCUGCAUGAACCUGCGUUUCAUUCUCACAUUGACGACGAUUUGGUGAUCGCAACGACCACCGUCAAAACUUACUUCAUCAUGGAGGAAUCCUCGACCCCCAGAUGUAGCGAGCGUUUCAACGCACCAGACGCAGACGUUACGAUAUCCUCAAAAGAUGACGUGCUCUUCAAGGUCCACCGCAAGAAUCUCGAAUUCCACUCCGACAGUUUCCCUGGGUCUGACGUCCCAGUGGAUAAUGAAAUCGUGGCCUUGACAGAAACGGCGUCGACCUUGGAGCUGCUGUUCCAGUUCAUGUAUCGCCAACGGCUGCCCGAUCUGAGCAAGGUCGGCACCAAGGAACUCGCAACAGUGGCAGAGGCGGCGGAGAAGUACUGUGUAUACUCAGCAAUGGAGAUAUGUAAAGUGUAUAUGCAAGCUGCCAUCCCUAAGAUGCCACUGGCGGUCAUGGGAUAUGCGAUGAGGCACGGGUACAAGAGUCUUUGUGACGAGGCGGCUCCGUACACACUCUCAGCGAAGGCGGCUGAUGCUUGGGAGCAUCUGGACGCUGGAACCUUCGCCAAUUGGGUGAGCGAGUCUGACCAAACUGCUCUUAUCGUGAGGGCCGACUUGUAGUGCGUGAUUUCAGGUCCUUCACCGUGAACAUUGGCUGCAAGUCAUGU
Messenger RNA from Fomitopsis serialis, 865 nucleotides. RefSeq lists its product as uncharacterized. The record is from RefSeq and is a predicted model, not a curated record. The coding region runs from base 285 to 818 and encodes 177 amino acids. The transcript has 4 exons. Gene Ontology annotation, molecular function: protein binding. Lineage: Eukaryota; Fungi; Basidiomycota; Agaricomycetes; Polyporales; Fomitopsidaceae.